This is a messenger RNA of Oldenlandia corymbosa var. corymbosa, 1591 nucleotides long. Lineage: Eukaryota; Viridiplantae; Streptophyta; Magnoliopsida; Gentianales; Rubiaceae. The record is from the annotation of a GenBank genome assembly.
GUAGAGUUAAAAGGGAUAAUAGUGAACAUAAGAAAACAAAAAAAAUUUACUUCCUUGUGUCUUCUUAAAUUAAAACACUUCACAAAGUUGAAACUUUUUUCUCCAAACAAAAAAGUGCAUAAUUAAAAAUCACUGACUAGGUCUUAUUUUGACUGCAAUAGGCAACUAGAACACAAACUUUCAUUAAUAAGUGUGAUCAUCCAUCAUUUUGGUCACUAUAAAUACCUCCCCCUUACGUUCAAUUUUUCAUCAUCCAAAUAUUUCAUAUUCUCUAAGCAAAAAAAUAUUUAGAAGCUUCUCUCCACAAAAAUAUUAGCUACAAAAAAAAAAAAAAAAAAAAACAUGGCCUUUUCUUGGCAAUCAACAAAGAUAGUACAAUUGUUAGUAUUGUUGUCUAUCUUCAUUAACUCCGCAAAUGCAAAUUUCAACAACGAUGUAGACAUCACGUUCGGCGACGGCCGGGCAAAAAUCCUCAACAACGGCGAGCUCCUCACACUCACACUGGAUCACUCCUCCGGCUCCGGUUUCCAAACCAAGAACCAGUAUUUGUUCGGCAAAAUCGACAUGCAGUUGAAACUCGUCGCCGGAAAUUCAGCCGGCACCGUCACGGCAUACUAUUUAUCAUCAACAGGUCCAACUUGGGACGAAAUCGACUUCGAAUUCCUCGGAAAUCUCAGCGGCGAUCCGUACACUCUGCAUACUAACGUGUUCAGUCAGGGGAAAGGCGGCAGGGAGCAGCAAUUCCAUCUCUGGUUCGACCCGACUGCUGAUUUCCACACUUACUCCAUUCUCUGGAACCCACAACGCAUCAUAUUUUCAGUGGAUGGAACACCAAUCAGGGAAUUCAAAAACGCUGAAUCAGUGGGAGUUGCAUUCCCGAAGAAUCAACCAAUGAAAAUGUAUUCUAGCCUCUGGGACGCUGAGGAUUGGGCAACAAGAGGCGGGCUCAUCAAGACAGAUUGGUCUCAAGCUCCCUUCUCUGCUUCUUACAGGAACUUCAAUGCAAAUGCAUGCAUUGUUUCUUCUUCGGGGGCAUCUUCAUGCAGCUCCAAUUCUGCAAAUUCUAGCAAUGAUUCGUGGCUAAAUGAAGCUUUAGACGCCACAAGUGAAGAAAAGAUGAGAUGGGUUCAGAAGAAUUACAUGGUUUACAAUUAUUGCACGGAUUCAAAGCGUUUUCCCCAAGGCUACCCACCUGAAUGUGCAAUCAAUUGAGUAUAGAGAUACGGCAAAAUUUAAUUAAGGCAGAGUUGGUGUGGUUACAGAAGAUGUUGGGAUUUUUUUAUUAUUAUUAUUAUUUUUUUUUUUGUGUAUUUAAGCUACUGUGUGACUGCGUGUUUGAUAUAAUUCUUUGAUUUAUUUUUUGUUUUCAAGUUUGUUAGUAUAUUGAGAAGCAAAAAGGUCUGAAUAAAACUUUGUGUUCAAUUCAUCAUCCUUGUGGGAACUUAUUAUUUGAUAGUUUAUCAUUGUGUUGAAGAUAUUCUCGUGCCUCCAACCAUGGGACGUAAAUUGUAAUAUACUACUCUUCUUUAGCAAAAUACAAGAAGGAGAAUCUUAAUUCUUUUUUUGAAAUAAAAAAAAUGUUUAUUGGUCU